This is a messenger RNA of Chiroxiphia lanceolata (lance-tailed manakin), 1154 nucleotides long. It is a transcript of the gene CRLF1, whose product is annotated as cytokine receptor like factor 1. NCBI's taxonomy places the organism in Eukaryota, Metazoa, Chordata, Aves, Passeriformes, Pipridae. Gene Ontology annotation, molecular function: cytokine receptor activity; protein binding. Gene Ontology annotation, cellular component: external side of plasma membrane. The record is from RefSeq and is a predicted model, not a curated record. Gene Ontology annotation, biological process: cytokine-mediated signaling pathway.
GCUGCAGACCCCGCCGUGAUUUCCCCCCAAGACCCCACCCUGCUGAUCGGCUCCUCGCUGGUCGCCACGUGCACGGUCAGCCCGGACUUUCCGCUGAAAGCCGAGGACCUGUACUGGACCCUGAACGGGCGGCGCCUUCCCGCCGCCUCCUACGCCGCCCUGGGGCCCUCCACGCUCAGCGUGGCCCUCGCCCGCCUCAACGGCUCCAGGCAGCAGUCGGGGGACAACCUGGUGUGUCACAGCAGAGACGGCGGCAUCUUGGCCGGCUCCUGCCUUUACGUUGGACGUACUACCCCCCGGAAAAAACCGGUCAACAUCACUUGCUGGUCCAAAAACAUGAAGGACCUGACCUGCAAGUGGGCGCCGGGGACAGAAGGAGAGACCUUCUUGCACACCAAUUACACCCUCAAGUACAAGCUCAGGUGGUACGGCCGGGACAACACCUGCCAGGAAUAUCACACGGCCGGGCCCUACUCCUGCCGCAUCCCCAAGGACCUGGCCCUCUUCACGCCCUACGAGAUCUGGGUGGAGGCCUCCAACCUGCUGGGGGUGGCCGUGUCCGACGUCGUUCAUGCUGGACAUCCUCAACGUGUCACCACGGACCCGCCGUCGGACGUGCACGUCAGCCGCGUGGGGGACCUGGAGGACCAGCUGAGCGUGCGCUGGAGCUCCCCGCCGGCCCUCAAGGAUUUCCUCUUCCAAGCCAAGUACCAGAUCCAGUACCGGGUGGAGGACAGCUCGGAGUGGAAGGUGGUGGAUGACGUGGGCAACCAGACGUCCUGCCGCCUGGCCGGCCUGCGCCCCGGCACCGUCUACUUCGUCCAGGUGCGCUGUAAUCCCUUCGGCAUCUACGGCUCCAAGAAGGCCGGGAUCUGGAGCGACUGGAGCAAUCCCACCGCCGCCUCCACCCCGCGCAGCGAGCGAGGGGCGGGGGGCUGCGACCCCAAAGGUGGGGAGCAGAACACGACGCUGCGGCGGGAGCUGAAGCAGUUCUUCGGGUGGGUGAAGAAACACGCCUACGGCUGCUCCAACCUCGGCAUCAAGCUCUACGACCAGUGGCGCGUGUGGCUGCAGAAAUCGCACAAAACACGCAACCAGGUUCUUCCCGGCGAUAAGUUGUAGCCCGCGGGGGACCGAGCGCCGGCAGGAUGGGA